Messenger RNA from Dunckerocampus dactyliophorus (ringed pipefish), 1576 nucleotides. RefSeq names its product inhibitor of growth family, member 5a (gene ing5a). The transcript is spliced from 8 exons. The record is from RefSeq and is a predicted model, not a curated record. Gene Ontology annotation, cellular component: nucleus. Gene Ontology annotation, biological process: positive regulation of DNA-templated transcription; positive regulation of apoptotic signaling pathway. Lineage: Eukaryota; Metazoa; Chordata; Actinopteri; Syngnathiformes; Syngnathidae. Gene Ontology annotation, molecular function: chromatin binding. Bases 131 to 886 code for a protein of 251 amino acids.
UUCCAUAGUCCACCCGCCGGCGGGCCAGCGUGUGUUGCAAAACAAGCCCGUUAGUAUAACUCUAGGCGCAGCAGUUGGAGACCAAACGACGUUACGUUUGGUUACGCGAGAGCUUCGUAACUAAUCUGAAAUGGCGACGGCAAUAUAUUUGGAACAUUAUCUAGACAGUAUUGAGAAUCUUCCAUGUGAGCUUCAGAGAAACUUCACCUUGAUGCGCGACUUGGACAACAGGACUGAAGAAAAGAAGGUGGAGAUCGAUAAGCUGGCGGAGGAGUACAUUGCCAAUGUGAAGAACCUGGCGUCAGAGCAGCGAGUGGAACAUCUGCAGAAGAUCCAGAGCGCAUACAGCAAGUGCAAAGAGUUCAGCGAUGACAAAGUGCAGCUUGCCAUGCAGACCUACGAGAUGGUGGACAAACACAUCCGCAGGCUGGAUGCAGAUCUGGCACGCUUUGAGAACGAGCUGAAGGAGAAACUGGAAGUGAGCGGCUACACUAGUCCUGAAGGAAUAGCGCUGAAAAAGGCGGAGUCCCGUGGUCCUCGGGAGAAGCGCGGUUCCAGGGGAAGAGGAAGGAAAGGCUCCGAUGAAGAUUCUCCAAAAAAGAAAAAGAUGAAAAACAGCUCGGACUUGAGCGACGCCCUCUUGCCCAUGCAGCCGUCAGAUGUGUUGGACAUGCCCGUGGACCCCAACGAGCCCACAUACUGCCUGUGUCAUCAGGUGUCCUACGGCGAGAUGAUUGGCUGCGAUAACCCAGACUGUCCCAUCGAGUGGUUUCACUUUGCCUGUGUCGACCUCGCCACAAAACCCAAAGGAAAAUGGUUUUUGUUCCUCUCUCUGUCGUGUCUCAGGUUUUGUCCACGAUGCACUCAAGACAAGAAGAAAAAAUAAGCAGAAUUCAUUCUGUAAUGUUGGAGUAAAAUAGUUUGAUUCUAAACAGAUAUAUAUAUAUAUAAAUAUAUAUUUAGCUGCACACACCAUAGAAAUGGUGACUCAUUAAGCUUUGUUUAAAAGGCCUCAUGUGGAUUGUUGGGCACUAUCACAUUUAAUUGAGCAGCUUACAAAUUCACUCGUGUACGACUCAUAGUCCUGCAUUGCAGCUUUAGGAUACUUGAAAUUGUCAAUUUUAUAAGAUUUUUUUUUUUUAAAGCUAUAAAAGCCUGCUGAGAAAUGAAGCAUUUUAGAUGUCCUCAAAAAAAAGAGAUUUUUAUGUUACCUACCUCCAGCACUGAUGUAAACAAAUUGGAUAAACCAAACAAGUCAUUUUGUCUUUUCUACCAAAAACAUGACCUUUGUGAAUGUAUUGUGGUACUCGUGGUCAACUAAAAGCACUUUUAAUGAUGAAUUUUACCCUUUUUUCAAGGUUUGACACUGCAAAGUUGGUUUCAUAUUAAUCUAAUUUCAGACUAUGCCAUAUUUUGUAUGGACUUCUCACACACAAAAACAUUUAAUUGGCUUUAAGCAUCUUCUCCCAUAAUCAACUGUGAACAUAAGUCAUGUAAGCCACAGGCAAAGAGCCAAAGUUAAUGUAUUUUGUAUAUUCAAUAUUUUAUAUCAAAUAAAUAUCAUUUAUUAAUAAUU